Messenger RNA from Mytilus trossulus (common blue mussel), 1336 nucleotides. RefSeq lists its product as uncharacterized. The transcript has 7 exons. Lineage: Eukaryota; Metazoa; Mollusca; Bivalvia; Mytilida; Mytilidae. The coding region runs from base 8 to 1336 and encodes 442 amino acids. The record is from RefSeq and is a predicted model, not a curated record.
UCUUGGCAUGCCAUCCUUAUCUCUUUUACACAGCCGCAGACACGGUUCUUGCGAUUUCGGCGCCUAUUCAAACACGAAUAUUGUCAUCACUGUAAAUCUAGUAUCAAACAUGUCUUAUAACGAUAUUUCUGAUGAUGAAACUUUAGACGAAACACCUCUUGCUGUUAUUCAAAGGAGUCGUGUUCGACAGAGAGAAGCACGUCAUUUAAGAGAUUUGAUACAAGACAGCGAGCACGAAGACUGUCAAAGCGAGGAUGAUGGAAGUACGGAUGAAUUCCUGGCAGCAAGUCCUGAUAUCCUUCAUCAGAAUUCAUCCACAUCAAGACAAAUAAAUCAAACACCAGUCCGGAACAGGAUGAAUACACCAAGCACUAGUAGUAUUAAUACACCAAGCACUAGUAGUAUUAAUACACCAAGCACUAGUAGAAUAAAUACACCAAGCACUUGUUGUAUUAAUACACCAAGCACUAGUAGUAUUAAUACACCAAGCCGGACAAGUGGUAUUAAUACACCAAGGACAAGUGGUGUUGGCAGCGCUGGUAGCAGUGGUCCUUGUAGAGAGUCCAGUACACCAAAUGCAAGACCCAUGCAUACCAGUUCCAAUGAUAUUCACAGUCUUGGUCAAAGAGAAUUAUUGAUAAGAAUAUUUGAGAGGCAGGGGGAAAUAUUACAGCGACUGAGAGCACAGACAGGACAUGAAAGCAGCUCUGCUAAAUCUAAAGAAAAUUUAGUAGUUCCAAUAGGAGUUAAGAAUGCUGUGAAACAAGGGUACAAAGAUGGAGAAGAAAAAGGUCUCAGCUGGAGAUUUGAAGGAAAAAGAGUUAGUGAUGCAGUAAACAAAGAUAUGACGUCGCAUAUCGUUACCUUUGUUAAAGGCUGGAAUCCAGCAUACAAUGACAUCACCGUAUUGAAUUGUGCCAUGGCAAGAUAUUUUUUAACAAAGAAGCAGCAGCAAUCUGCUAUAAGCAAAAACAAGUAUGAGGGUGAAAAGAGAAAAAGAGCUCUAUAUGAAAGGAAAAAGGAGAAAGCAAAAAGAAGACUCAUAGCUCUUGAGAAGUAUGACAUAGGUGCAGACAAAAAGGCAAAGAUAACAGAGGCUUUAAAACCAACUUACAUGUCGUCUGAUGAAGAAGGCCAAGAGGGUUUUAUAACCCAUCAACCAUCUUGGCAGUCUUCAAAAUUUAAGGAGUACAAGGCAAAAUUGGAUGGGGCAUAUUUAGAUAUAUGCUCCACCAAGAGCAGGCGACUAUUACAGAGCCGUGUAAUAGGGGAUGUGAACAUUAAAGACACCCCAGAUGUUGGGGUUACAUUAAAGUGGAUGAUAAAAGAUAAUUAA